This is a messenger RNA of Aspergillus japonicus CBS 114.51, 2469 nucleotides long. RefSeq lists its product as uncharacterized. Lineage: Eukaryota; Fungi; Ascomycota; Eurotiomycetes; Eurotiales; Aspergillaceae. The record is from RefSeq and is a predicted model, not a curated record. The coding region runs from base 1 to 2469 and encodes 822 amino acids. The transcript has 4 exons.
AUGCCUACCAAGCACAUUGACAACAAGCUUCUUCUGGCAGGAUUGGAGACGAACUGGGAUACUUCCGACCGCUUGGCCGUGCCGAGUCUGAGCAUUCCCAGAGCUGGCAUGUAUGAUCGACCACCGCUCAGUCCAUGUCCUUCAUACACAUCGCGAUCGAGUCCCACGAUGAGCUCUUCCUCCACGACCGAAUGGAAGUAUAACAAGCCGCUUCCCCCGUCAGGCUCGCCUGUUGGAGAGUCUCUGCCGCUCUACAGCUCGCGACCGCAGACACCUAGACCUAUGACUCCAAGGUCUAUGCCAUCGCGAUCGACAACGCCACAGCCAUCAAUGGCACCUCAACCUCUUACUCCUCGAUCAGUAACCCCCCAGCCUCUGAACCCUCGCCCCAUGACCCCUCAGCCGUCACUGGCCAGGCCGAUGACUCCGCAACCAUUAAACAUGCGACCUAUGACUCCCCAGCCGUUGAACACUCGGCCCAUGACCCCUCAGCUUCCGACGGGCCGACCAAUGACCCCCCAGCCGUUGACUCCUCGGUCUUUCACGCCGCAACCUAACGAUCAACGUUCACUUAACCCAGAAUUCUCCUUGGCCGCCGCUGCGGCAUUGGACGCAUUUCCGAACGAACCUUCAUGGCCACAGCACGUUGACGCUUCAUCUACCACAGGCCUUUUUCCUCCAUACCAUUCUGAAAAGGGCCUCUUUCCUCCGUACAGCCCGAAUACUAGCGCACCAGCUCAAAACCGUUCGGACGGGCCCUCAAAGCAACCAUCAAAGAAGUCAUCGGAGCAAAGGCUAUCCGCUAAAGACGACGGCGAAGAGAAGCCCAUAUGGCGAACACUCAAAGCGGGAGUGCGACGCGUUCUCACCACUAAAGCUUCAUCUUCAAAUUUGAAGAAACCCAAGUCUCAGAAUGACCGGAGAGCAUCCAUCAUCGUUCGGAUGUCCACGAAUCCGCAACAGUCACAAGAGUCAGGAGACCAGCAGCAUGAUUGGAUGCAAAAUGUUGAGAAACAGGACGAAGAGCGAUAUCAAGAUGCGGUCAGCCGCAUGAAGAAUGUGCUUGCCAGUCUCUUGGAGGAUGGGUAUUCAAUGGACGCGAUUCUUCAAGCCGAAGCGAACCAAAAGUUUCUCCGGUCCCUCUUCUUAAGAGUCCAAAAUGACCCUCUUCUCGGCUUGGACGUUGCGCCACCAGCACCACCAACGCCUACCAGUCCUCUACCUCCACUACCCUUCUCUCAGACCCAUCCUCCCCCUACCCCUGCUUCACCCGCCCCUACCUCCAAGACCCGCAAGACCGGCGCCGAGGACGAAGACGCUUGGGAGUAUGUUGGCUACGAAGAUGACGCCACGAUGCAGGACGACGGUCCAUCAAUACACUUUUUCAACCUCGGCGAAAAUCGAUCGGACACCUCCAGCAUCUACCCACGCUACACCAAGAUGAUGGCGGAGAUUGAGGACGACUUAAGCAAAGCAUUCCCACCGACCCGCUGGAGUCUGACCAAGCCCGGCCUAGAAGAAAUGACCCUGCAAAUCCUCCUCCAGAUCGACGAUCUGGACGAUCUCUUCGCCUUCGCCCAGGUCAACCGCGCCACUUACCAAGUCUUCAAGCGUCACGAACUGCCCCUGAUGCAGAACACCAUCCGCCUCAAAUCCCCCGCCGCCUGGGAGCACCGCCAGAUGAGCGACAUCAACUCGCAGGAAUCGUCCUCGGAGGAAGAGCCCUUCACGGCCGCGAUCUACUACCGCCACUACACCCGCGACCACCGCACGCUCGCCACGCUGAAGGGCCUGAUGAUGACCCACUGCCGGGCCGUGAUGCGCUCGGCCUCGUACACGGCCCUGUCGCGGCCGGCCAGCCCCGCGGCCCGCAAGAUCGACAACGCGAUCUGGCGCGUCUGGACCUUCUGCCACCUGUUCGGCAUGCAGACGGGCCGCGAUCACGACAUCGACGGCCAGGUCAGCUGGCUGCGCGGCGAAGUGCGCUCCCCGUUCCAGCCCUGCCCGGACCCCAACGACGUCUGCAGCAUCCUGUUCGACCCGCCCCCGGGCUUUGGCGAGGGCAACAACAACACCAAUACCCCCGGCGGCCUCUCCGUGACCGACAUGCAGGACAUGGACGAGGUCUGGACCUGUCUGAAGUACAUGUUCGGCUUCCUGCGCGGCGAGACCGAGCGUGCCCGCCGCUUCGGCGUCUUCGCCAACGCUAGCAUGAUCAUGCUGCACGAGUGGAUCUAUUACCUGAUGACCCUGGGCCCGGAGGCGGUCGUCGAGCUCGCCCCCUUGGGCCCGGAUACCCAUGCCGAGACGACGUUCCAGCGCGCCAUGUCGCGCGGCUGGACGACGUGGUCGGCGCCUCGGCCCGGCGCCACGCGGAGUGCUUUCUUGACUGAUGCGUUGGGUCGGGUGUCUGGUGGGCUGCGGCGGUUGGAGGAGUUGCAACGCGAGCUGUGGUAUAAUUAUUUGUGA